Molecule: messenger RNA, 870 nt
Organism: Dendronephthya gigantea
Lineage: Eukaryota; Metazoa; Cnidaria; Anthozoa; Malacalcyonacea; Nephtheidae
Product: glia maturation factor beta-like
Exons: 7
Coding region: 113-538 (141 amino acids)
Biological process (GO): negative regulation of Arp2/3 complex-mediated actin nucleation; actin filament debranching
Cellular component (GO): actin cortical patch
Molecular function (GO): Arp2/3 complex binding; actin binding
Source: RefSeq, a predicted model, not a curated record
UAUUUACGAUCGCUGACAUCCGUAUCGCAGGCCUCGAUACCCCGGAAGAAAAUAAUAUUUUUUUGGUAAAAAUAUAAAAUAAUUUCAUAAAGAAUAAGAAAAAAUAUAGAAAAUGGGUGAUUUUGUGAUUUGCGAUAUUGAUGAAGAUUUACUAAAAAAAAUUAAAAAAUUUAAAAUGAGGAAGGAAAAAAAUAUUGCUGCAAUUAUAAUGAAGAUCAAUGUGGAAAAGCAUCUUAUUGUUGUAGAUGAAGAAUUAGAGGAUACAAGUAUUGAAGAGUUUCAAGAAUCAUUACCAACUCAUCAACCAUCUUAUUCAUUAGUUUCCUAUGUCCACAAACAUGAUGAUGGAAGAGUCUCGUAUCCCUAUUUCUUCAUUUACGUUGCACCACGAGGUUGCAAACCUGAACUUCAAAUGAUGUAUGCAGGCUCCAAACUCAAUAUAAUCAAAAUGUCUGGGGCAACAAAGGACUUUGAGGUUCGUAGUGUUGAUGAAAUAGAUGAAGAUUGGCUUAAAGAGAAGCUUAGAUUUUUUCGCUGAGUCACCACAUAAUUUAAUGGUUUGUACUGAAUAAUUAACACACAAAUGACACUGUUCAAUAACUUUUAAUACAUGUUUUAAUGAUAUACAAUACUUUACUAAAUCACAAUACAUUUUUAUUGCAAAGAAUUCUUUCAGAAACAGGCAUUCUCAACGUUAAUACCUAACAUUGUGUUGUUUCGUUUUAUUCACAAAUUUGUCAUCUGAAUUACAAUUGUAACACAUAUUAGAUAUGGAUGUUAAUGUGUUAUAUAAAUAAUCAUACAAGUUUCCUGAAGUUGGAUACUAGUUGGCCUCUUGAUUGUACGUACCUUUGACUGAAACAGACAAAC